This is a messenger RNA of Ahaetulla prasina, 3111 nucleotides long. Its product is annotated as cytochrome P450 2J2-like. The transcript has 8 exons. The coding region runs from base 525 to 1802 and encodes 425 amino acids. Lineage: Eukaryota; Metazoa; Chordata; Lepidosauria; Squamata; Colubridae. The record is from RefSeq and is a predicted model, not a curated record. Gene Ontology annotation, biological process: arachidonate metabolic process; xenobiotic metabolic process. Gene Ontology annotation, molecular function: heme binding; iron ion binding; oxidoreductase activity, acting on paired donors, with incorporation or reduction of molecular oxygen, reduced flavin or flavoprotein as one donor, and incorporation of one atom of oxygen. Gene Ontology annotation, cellular component: cytoplasm; intracellular membrane-bounded organelle.
UUGUGUGUGUGUAAAGUGUGAAAGUUGGUUUUUGAGCUUUUUGUGGCUGUGUGAAGUGUGAAGUGCAGCUGCUUUUAUAUUGUGUGUGAGUCAGUUGUGUUGUGUCUGUAAAGUGUGAAAGUUGGUUUUUGAGCUUUUUGUGGCUGUGUGAAGUGUGAAGUGCAGCUGCUUUUAUAUUGUGUGUGCGUCAGUUGUGUUGUGUUGUGUUGUGUGUGUGUAAAGUGUGAAAGUUGGUUUUUGGUACCUCUUAUUGUUUUUUAUACUUUGUUUAUUAUUUUUAUUAUUUAUUGUUAUUGGCCAUGCCCACUCAGUCAUCUGACCACCAAGCCACGCCCACCAAUUAAGCCACGCCCACAGAACCGGUAGGGAAAAUGUUUAGAUUUCACCCCGCCCUAGUCCUUCUUUUCAUUAAGCUAGACAUACCCAUAUUAGACUACGUAUUAGCUAUAAAUAAUCUGUUCUAUUUGAUUGUAACAUUUUGAGUCACUUGGCAGCCUGUAAAACGAUAUGGAAAUAUAUACUCCAUGUGGAUCGGACCUCAACUUAUAGUCGUGCUGUCUGGAUUCAAAGCUGUGAAAGAAGGAAUGACCAGCUUCCCAGAAGAAUUCUCUGAUCGACCAGAUGAUGGUUUCUUCAGUGCUUUGCGGAAAGGAAGAGGGAUUCUUCUUUCGAAUGGCCACAUCUGGAAACAGCAGCGACGUAUUAGCAUCACUUCUCUACGGAAGCUGGGCCUGGGGAAGAAAAGCAUUGAGCAUCAGAUAGAAGAGGUAGCUCAGACACUGGUGGAGACCUUUAAACAAACAAAGGGACGCCCAUUUGAUCCUUCAAUUCCAGUAUUAAAUGCAGUUUCUAACAUCAUAUGUGCUUUGAGUUUUGGACAUCAGUUUGUUCCAGAAGAUGAAAACUUCCAGAAGCUAACUGAAGCCCUUAAAAUUCUUGUGAAUUUCACUGGUAACAUUUUCCACAUGGCAUAUGCUUUGUUACCACAAUUAAUGAACUACCUCCCAGGCCCUCACAAGAAGGCUCUGGCUUCCAUGAAUUUAAUCCUUGCGUUUGCAAAGCAGGAAAUAGAAAAACACAAGGAAUCCCACUAUUUGCAUGAGCCACAAGAUUUCAUCGAUCACUAUCUUCUUCAGAUAGAGAAGAGCAGAAAUGACCCCAACCCUACCUACGAUGAAGAGAAUCUGGCUGUGUGUAUUAUGGAUUUUUUCGCUGCUGGAACGGAGUCAACUUUUGCUAGUAUGAUAUGGGCACUGCUCAUGUUGACCAAUCAUCCUGACAUCCAAGAGAAAAUCCAGAAAGAAAUCGAAGAUGUGUUUGGUUUCUCACGGUCCAUUUCCUACCAGGAUCGGAAGAAGCUGCCUUACACGAAUGCCGUGAUUCUUGAAAUGCAACGUUUAAAAUAUGCUGUGCUAAUUGGGGCUCCCAGGAAAAGUACAAAGGAUGUAAAGAUGAGGGGCUAUUACAUUCCAAAGGGGACUGUUAUUGUCCCAGACUUGCUUUCUGUUCUCCAUGAUCCUGAACAAUGGGAGACACCUAAAGAAUUCAACCCAAAUCACUUUUUGGAUAAGGAUGGGAAGUUUACUGAACGAGAAGAAUUUCUGCCAUUUGGAAUAGGUCAACGUGCCUGUGUGGGAGAGCAGUUAGCAAGAAUUGAGAUCUUCAUCUUUCUGACCAGCCUGUUGAGGGCCUUCAGCUUCCAGUUGCCUGAAGGAGUGAAAGAACUCAACGAAGCACCUAUUGUAAAGACGUCAAUGCAUCCACACCCUUAUAAACUGUGUGCUAUUCCCACACAGACUUAAACAUAAAAAGCACAAAACUAAAUACAGACUAAAUAUUCAGUAUGAUAAAUAUUUCCCAAGGUGGCUCAGGGGCUAGGACGUUGAGCUUGUCGAUCGAAAGAUCAGCAGCUCAGCGGUUCGAAUCCCUAGUGCUGCCGUGUAAUGGGGUGAGCUCCCGUUACUUGUCCCAGCUUCUGCCAACCUAGCAGUUUCAAAAGCACAUAAAAAUGCAAGUAGAAAAAAUAGGGACCACCUUUGGUGGGAAGGUAACAGCGUUCCGUGCGCCUUUGGCGUUGAGUCAUGCCGGCCACAUGACCACGGAGACGUCUUCGGACAGCGCUGGCUCUUCGGCUUUGAAACGGAGAUGAGCACCGCCCCCUAGAGUCGGAAAUGACUAGGACGUAUGUGUGAGGGGAACCUUUACCUUUACCUAAAUAUUUCCCAUAUACCUAUUUGCUUAAUAUUGUGUUUUGCUUCUAUUUAAUCAAUACUGAAACUUAGUCAUUAUAUUGUUGGGUUCACACAACAUAACUAAUGUGGACAACCAAAGACCAGGAGGUUGUGUAUGAAAAAUGUGCCAAGUAACCUUUGUUUCCUUUGGAUGUCAAAAAAAAAACAUAUUACUUUCCAUUACUAUCUUUUUUUAUUUUUGAUAAAUUUUCCCCUCAGAAUUCUUUGAUUAUACAAUAUAUUCCUCUGACUCAAUGACAAGAAAGUGGUCUCUGCUGUGUAAUCCUGCCGAGGGCCUUUGUUAGCCUUAUAUUGUGGAGAUUGAACCGGUACCUAAUUGAAGGACCUGCCAGGCUUCUGGGACAUUUUACAAGAAGAGUUCUCCACUCCUCCGAAUACAACAAAAUACCUUAUGCCACCAGACUUGAAAUCCUGGGUUUAGAAAAUUUAGAACUCCGCCGCCUUCGACAUGACCUGAGUUUAACUCAUAGAAUCAUCUAUUACAAUGUCCUUCCUGUCAAAGACUACUUCAGCUUCAAUCACAACCAUACACGAGCACACAACAGAUUUAAGCUUAAUGUUAACCGCUCCAAUCUUGAUUGUAGAAAAUAUGACUUCAGUAACAGAGUUGUUAAUGCUUGGAAUACACUACCUGACUCUGUGGUCUCUUCCCAAAAUCCCAAAAGCUUCAAUCAAAAACUGUCUACUAUUGAUCUCACCCCAUUCCUAAGAGGUCUGUAAGGGGCGUGCAUAAGAGCACAAACAUGCCUACCGUUCCUGUCCUAUUGUUUUCCUUUGUUAUAUCCAAUUAAUAUAGUUAUUACAUACUCAUAUAUAUGCUUAUGUGUUGUAUAGUUGUUUCAUGCUUAUGCUUAUAUAU